Messenger RNA from Triticum turgidum subsp. durum (durum wheat), 258 nucleotides. Lineage: Eukaryota; Viridiplantae; Streptophyta; Magnoliopsida; Poales; Poaceae. The record is from the annotation of a GenBank genome assembly.
AUGGCUUCGAUCGUGCUGCUGCUGUCGGAGCUGCUCGGCGGCGCGGGGAGCACCAGCAUGCUGGAGGCCAACUGCUACAUGGGCGGCCACAGCCUGCGGGAAUUCCGGCCCGCGGCGGCCACGGGCGAGCGGGCGCCCACGGAGCCGAAGCUGCGGGGAACAACCUCAACGGCGGCGAAGGAUGAGGAGCCGUCGUCGUUGGACCUGGAGGAUCUCUCCGCCGUGUCCAGGAUAUCGGUGGACGUGAUGUGGCCCUGA